GAAAGUUCCUGACACCUCCCACAACUUUCUACUGCCGCCUCACACAUCCCGACAUCGGAGCGGGACACUGACUCAGGACUAAUCCCAUCAUUACACAAUAAACGAGUCUGUCUACAGGCUGUCUGUACAGCAGCAUGGCACCCCGGAGCCGCUCUGUCCUCACUGCCCUCUCCUCUCAGGAGACCCCCGCCAAUUCUCACAGCUCAGGUCCUCUGUGAGAGGGAGAGAGAGAGCCCGGGAUACACUACACUUCCCUCACUGUGCCUGCUGGAGGAGCUUUGCAGAUACCAUGGUCACCAUUCCCAAUGGAUUACUACAUGCCUUUCUACUGGUACUGGUCACAGCCAACCACCGGAGCCUCAGGGACCCGGCACACUGCAAGCUCAACAACAAACAAAGUAAUUUGAAUUCCUUCCUUUGGACCAUUGAACGAGACCCUCCUGCAUACUUUUUUGGCACUAUUCAUGUCCCAUACACAAGGGUGUGGGAUUUUAUCCCGGAAAACUCUAAGAAAGCUUUCCAGCAGAGUAAUAUUGUGUAUUUUGAGCUGGAUUUGACAGACCCAUAUACAAUUUCUGCUCUGACCAGUUGCCAAAUGCUGCCUCAUGGUGAAAAUCUACAAAGUGUUCUUCCAAAGGACAUUUACCGCAGACUAAAGCGCCAUUUGGAAUAUGUUAAACUCAUGAUGCCCUCAUGGAUGACGCCAGAUCAAAGAGGGAAAGGACUUUAUGCGGACUACUUAUUUAAUGCAAUAGCAGGAAACUGGGAGCGAAAGAGACCUGUAUGGGUCAUGCUGAUGGUAAAUUCACUGACAGAGGUUGAUAUUAAGUCAAGAGGAGUCCCAGUGCUGGAUUUAUAUCUUGCCCAGGAAGCUGAACGUCUUAAAAAGAGGACUGGAGCAGUAGAGAAAGUAGAAGAACAAUGCCAUCCACUUAAUGGAUUAAGCCUAUCUCAGGUUAUAUUUGCCCUAAACCAGACCCUCUUACAACAGGAGAGCCGUAGAGCAGGCAGCCUCCAAGCUCCAUACACAACAGAGGACCUCAUUAAACAUUACAAUUGUGGAGAUCUGAAUUCCAUAAUUUUUAACCAUGAUUCUUCGCAAGUACCGGUGCCUCAUAUUUUAAAUUCUUCAUUGCCACCUCAUGACCGAAUAACUGCAAAGGAGAUUGAUAUCUAUUUUCGACAAGAGCUUAUAUAUAAGAGGAAUGAGCGAAUGGGGAGGAGAGUGAAAAACCUGCUAGAGGAGUUUCCAGAGAAAAGCUUUUUCUUUGCAUUUGGAGCUGGGCAUUUUAUAGGAAACAACACCGUCAUUGAGGUGCUAAGAAGAUAUGGCUAUGAUGUACAUCACACUCCUGCCGGGCGGUCAAUCACAAGUGGUAAAAGUAAAAAGGGGCCAUCCUCCUCAAAGUUAUCACCUGCACCAAUAUCAUCAGGACUUCCAUCUUCUACAAGAAGCUCCAAAUUAAAGCAGCCAAUAAAGAGACAAAGAGACAAGGAGCGGUUACCUGAUCUGACAAUGUCUGACAAUGCACAUCCAAUGGAUAAAACUAAAAGAAAAUACAAAAAAAAAAAGCAUCGGAAAGAAAAUAAGCGCCACUUCAGCGAUCUCUGGGUUCGCAUUCAAGAAAGCGUUACAGAUCCGCCUCCACAAAUCGGAAUUAAGAAUGGAUACAGUACAGUGGAGCCACAACCCAGAGGACUUGUGCACUCUAUACACACAACAAGCAGCAAUUCAGCCAUUUCACCACUGCUACCUCAUCUGUUGUUUUUACUUUGGCAUUUACAGCAACUUUUAAUAGUGCAAUGAGGAUGAGAAACAAUACAGCCAAUACACAAACUGACACGAAAGGGCAAGCUUGUUAAUGGAUGAUUAGGUGUUUUCAAGCAAAUCUAAUGGCAUGCAAGUAACUUUCUCAGGUGGCCAUGCCCUAACAGUUUUACCUUGUACUGGACCUUUAAAAUCAUGUACUUGGAAAACCUUGCCUUUUAUUUGAAAAGUAUAUGUAAUUUUUCUCUUCUUUUUAAGAAGAAUGAUUCCAUAUUAAUCCCAUAAUGCACUUGGGAAAUGUAAAAUGUACCUUAGAUUUAUAAAAUGUGAGUAAUAUUAUUUUGUUUUCUAAUAAGAUUUUUUUUUUUAAUUUAACGGAUCACUUUAUUUCUAUAACAGUCUAUGAUACAUUACACAGAGAAAAAAAAACGUUAAGACCUAGGGUACUUUUACUGUAAAUAAAGGGAGCUCGUUUUGUUUGCAGGCAGUUCCCUAUGAGAAUUCUGCCACCAUGUGGUACUGAUGUGCUAUUGCAGGUUGAGAAAAUGCCUAAUUUUCCUUAUUCGGAGGCAAUACGUCGGUUCUAGUUCUGUGCAAAGAAAAUUAUAUGAAUAUAUUUAAAAAAUGUGGGGAAAUAGGUGACACUUUUAAACUUAUGUGAUCUAUUUUCAUUUGUUGUUACUAAACAUAAAAUUGUCACAUUCGGGUUUAGGGUCUGGUAACACUUGUGAUCCUUCUGUGAUGGUGACAGGAUCCCUUUACAGGGCAGAUACACACUCACCUGUUUCCACCUUGUCUCUCCCUUUUUGGCCAGACGAGCAAAGUCUCGACAUAGUAGAACCAGGAGAGUAUUUUCUCUGCACUAUUUUAGUGUUCCUGUUGCUGGUAACACCAGGAUUGGAAGUAUUCAAUGGGCCCUAGUGCUUCAUUUACUGAUCUGCAGUUACUAAACUGGAACAUAUGAUUGACUGUUUUGUAAAUUAUUUUCAAUGAACAAAAUGUAUUAUAUCACAGCUUUGUGUUCUAUCUGAAAUAAAAUCACUCUAUUUUGCUAGCAAA
Molecule: messenger RNA, 2827 nt
Organism: Rana temporaria (common frog)
Lineage: Eukaryota; Metazoa; Chordata; Amphibia; Anura; Ranidae
Gene: TRABD2A
Product: TraB domain containing 2A
Exons: 7
Coding region: 290-1807 (505 amino acids)
Biological process (GO): negative regulation of Wnt signaling pathway
Cellular component (GO): membrane
Molecular function (GO): metalloendopeptidase activity
Source: RefSeq, a predicted model, not a curated record